Messenger RNA from Nanorana parkeri, 660 nucleotides. RefSeq names its product gastrula zinc finger protein XlCGF7.1-like. Gene Ontology annotation, molecular function: DNA-binding transcription factor activity; RNA polymerase II cis-regulatory region sequence-specific DNA binding. Bases 1 to 660 code for a protein of 219 amino acids. Gene Ontology annotation, biological process: regulation of transcription by RNA polymerase II. The transcript has a single exon. The record is from RefSeq and is a predicted model, not a curated record. Lineage: Eukaryota; Metazoa; Chordata; Amphibia; Anura; Dicroglossidae.
AUGACGUCUUCUCUCACCAAGCAUCGCAAGCUACACGCGGGCCACUCUUCGUCAUCCUGCUCAGAGUGCGGGAAAGGCUUUACGACCAAAUCGGAACUUCUUCUACAUCAGAGAGGUCACAGCGGUCAGAAGAUCUUUUCUUGCUCGGAGUGCGAAAAAACUUUCUUAGCAAAAUCCCAACUCGUCAUACACCAGAGAGGUCACACCGGUGAAAAGCCUUUUCCCUGCUUAGAGUGCGGGAAAUUCUAUGCGAAUAAAGGGAACCUCAAUAUCCACAUGAAACUCCAUACUGGUGUGAAGCCAUUUUCCUGUCUAGAGUGCGGGAAGCGUUUUGCUAAGAAAGGAGAACUUCAUCGACACCAGAGGAUUCACACCGGAGAACGCCCCUAUUCAUGCUCCGAGUGUGGGAAAUGUUUUGUACGAAACGAACACCUUCGUACGCACCAGAGGAGUCACACUCCUGGCGAGCAACCUUUCUCAUGCCCGGAGUGCCAAAAAUGCUUUACCAACAAAGGAAACCUCAACGCCCAUUUAAAAAUCCACGCGGGCGGAAAGCCAUUUUCCUGUUUGGACUGCGGGAAAUGUUUCACCGAGAAAGGAAGCCUUGACAAACACAAGAGAACUCACACCGGCGAGCGUCCCCAUUUGUGCCCCGAGUGA